Epinephelus lanceolatus (giant grouper) is the source of this 2483-nucleotide messenger RNA. It is a transcript of the gene c6h1orf53, whose product is annotated as chromosome 6 C1orf53 homolog. The record is from RefSeq and is a predicted model, not a curated record. Lineage: Eukaryota; Metazoa; Chordata; Actinopteri; Perciformes; Serranidae.
ACAUUUUUGUACCGGCUAAACUGAGUGGAGGAGGAAAAAGUAAACAUGCAACAUAGACCAGCUGUGAAGCAAAUGAUCAGUCGUUACUGUAUUUAAUCAAGAGAUGAUCUCGGAUGUCUUUUUACGCACAACUGCAAGGCGAGUAGUUUAACUUUCUCCUCGUGUCAGAUAGUUUUACAGGAGCAUGUUUCACCCAAACUACCAGUGUAAAGCAUUUGUCAGCAAAUUGAUUCGUCUCCACGUCCAGUUUAAUAAACGACUUGUAACAAUGUCGAUACCGAAGCUCUCAGAAGAAAGCUGGAAGAGAGGCAGGAGCGGCUCACAGAUCAAUGCAGACAGCAGAGCAGCAGACCUCAGUGAGGUGGUGACAGGCAGCACGGGGGGUGCAAACGACCACACUGGAGGAAAGUUCACAGAGGAGGAGAUGGUCAUCCACAGAGCCCAUACAGAGGCAUGUGCGGCAAAGAAGCAGAUGUACGUCGACCCUUCCAGUGGGUACAAGGUGUUCACAGAGUAUGCCCACCUUCAGAGAGGGAAAUGCUGUGGCAGCGCAUGCAGACAUUGUCCGUACGGCCAAGUCAACGUGAAGGACCCUGCGAUGAAGAAACAAUUUAAUUCUCUAUUUUACGUAUAGGCCCAACAUGACGGAGGUAAAACGCCUGCUCAGGAUGGAACCCAGAGCACGUUGCUUGUCUUCUGCCUGUCGUUAUUUGGACUACUUGAGAGUCAUUUUUAGCAGUGUACCAAGUGAUGAAAUAUGGGUAGUGUCUGUGCAAUAUCUACCUCCUGUGAAUCACAACUAUUCUCAGGAUUAUUUUUAUUCUCACAGGACAGGGGAGGAGGAGAAAGGAUUUGUUCACUAGAACCUCAUGUAAAGUAGUCUUUUAUCACAUUUUUUGUUUUGCUAUAUUUUUCAGAUAUUUUUCUCGAAUGUCCAAUGAAAUGCCUUGAGCUUCAUUUUUUCGUUUCUCUUUAAGAGUAUUUAAUAUUUUGUGGUGUUCGGCUCCUCUGAUACAUUUACAAGGGUUGUGGGAGUAUGGAGAUGAAAACCGAAAGAGCAUUUUAGAUCUUCGCCCUCAAGAUAAAGGGCAUAUAAGCGAAUGGAGCUGAAGCUAGUCAGAUGGAGUCUUGUGCUCUUUCGCUUUGCAUCUCUUGUUAUUUUUCCUCCCAAAUGUACGACUGCAUGAAUAUUAGCAUCAUUUACACUCCACAAGUGCUCGACUGAACUGUCUACCUUUGACUGAAACGCUGUGUUGUUAAAAAUAGGCAGGGGCCAAGGGUCAGCCCUCACACUUGGCUGCGCUGCUUUUACACCACUUGAUGGAAUCAGGCUGUUAACAAACAUGCCAUGGACAUCAACAGCAGCCCUCCCCACCGGACUCGCAGCUCAGCCUCCUGGCAACACUUGGCUACAGCACAGCUCCCUGCGGCUGCUCUCCUGAGCUGCAGCCUAAUGAACUCCUGGGCCCUCUUAUCCCAGCACUGCAAUAGAUCAGCUCAUGUUCACGAGCAUGCUUAGACGCACACAUGCAUAGGCAGGCUUACUCCAUCAGAACACCCUGUGGCUCCUAAUAGGCCAAUAUAGAAUAAAGGUUGCACUAAACACCGUACUCUGUAGCCCACAGUAAUAGUACAAGGUGAGGUCAAGCGCUCAUGCAGCACUACCUGUGCGUGCAAGAGAUGCUGAGGAAAGAUGUGCCACUUGAUUUGUGAGUGCAUGUGGGUAGGCAGCGCGAUGCCUCCGGGCGCUGGCUCUGAACCUGCCACACACACUCGCCUGUCUCCGCCUGAUUGGGCAAACAGCGUCGGGAUGAGAGGAUGUGUCUGCCGCGGAAAUUCUGUCGCAGACGCCUACUGGCGCGGCCACAAUUUCCCCUCGGCAGGUGGGUCCCAAAGGCAAGUGCUUAGUGAUCGGAGGCAAAGCCCUGUGAGCGGCUACAAGGAGAUUCAUGAUCCCAACAGUGCUGGGGAGGACAGGUUCUCGGGGACGCGUCGUCAGGCGGGAUGAGAGGCGAAUUUAUUUGGUGUUAUUCUAAACCGAGGCAGCGGAGCGUGCGGCAGCAACAUUUCUACAGCGGGACGGUGAAGGUGUCACACUCAUCAAGUACCUGGGCCCGCUUGCCUGCCGCGGCUCUGCGGGUUUUGCCUGGGGGACUCGUCUGUCACAUUAAAGUAGAUGCAUUGCCAUUCAGGGCCUCGGCGGUCCCGCAGCCUGACCAUGAAAUAGGCCAACUUUCAUGUCUGCCUCAUCCCUCCACGUCUUCCCAAUCCAGUGAUGGCACAGUUUGAAAUGUUUUCCUUUUAUACAUAUAUAUAUAUAUAUAUAUAUAUAUAUAUAUCAUGUUCUAGCCUAGCAGUUGGUGACUGAGACACAAACAGCACAGCAAUGCCUUCAACAGAUUUAUGGAGAAAUUUACUUGAAAAUCAAAUCUGCCUUCUCCCACCAUGGUCACUCAUCAUUAAAGUAUGUUUAGCAACAGUAA